This is a messenger RNA of Capronia epimyces CBS 606.96, 1032 nucleotides long. RefSeq lists its product as uncharacterized. The record is from RefSeq and is a predicted model, not a curated record. NCBI's taxonomy places the organism in Eukaryota, Fungi, Ascomycota, Eurotiomycetes, Chaetothyriales, Herpotrichiellaceae. Gene Ontology annotation, cellular component: catalytic step 2 spliceosome. The transcript has a single exon. Gene Ontology annotation, biological process: mRNA splicing, via spliceosome. Gene Ontology annotation, molecular function: protein binding. The coding region runs from base 1 to 1032 and encodes 343 amino acids.
AUGAGCAGGGCCAAAGCCAAACUCCCCUCGUCUCUCGUGAACACGCUGACUACCCACGCCGGGCCGAUCAACGCCAUCACCUUCUCGUCCCUAGGCGGCACCUAUAUCCUAACAGGCUCGUCGGACCGACAAAUCCACCUGUCUCGCGCCGAACCCCCCACGUCCGACACACACACUGCGUCGAAAGCGUCGCUGUCGACCACGAGGCCGAUCCAGAAGUACGCGGCGCAUGGAUACCCUGUGUUAGAUAUUGCGGUGGCUCAAGACAACCAAACCUUCGCGAGCGUGGGAGGAGACCGGGCCGUGUUUCUCUGGGACGUGCAGAACGCCGAGGGCACGCUGCGCCGGUUUGGGAACAAUACUAGCCAAGGACACACCAGUCGGAUCAACUGCGUCGCGUUUGCGGGGGAGGGCCACAGUGUGCUGGUCAGCGGCAGCGACGACACAUCAGUGCGGCUGUGGGACGUCAAGAGCCGAGAUGCGAAGCCGCUCAUGGUUCUUGAAGAGGCCAAAGACAGCAUUGCCAGCAUCGCUGUGCCGGGCAACGGGCAUGAGCUCGUUACGGGCAGCGUGGACGGGAGGCUGCGAAGCUACGAUGUGCGCAUGGGAAGAGUUACGGUCGAUGUCAUGCCGGCCCCGGUGACGAGUUUGGACGUCGCGCGGGACGCGAGGACCGUCUUGGUCGGCACUCUCGAUGGGCGGAUCAGGAUGAUGGACCGCACCGAGGGGACGUGUCUAAGGGCGUUCCCGCCCGAGGGGAAUGUCGAGGGAUACAAGAAUGACAGUCUGAGACUCAAGAGCUGCUUCGCCCUCAACGAGAGCUUGGUCUUGAGUGGCAGCGAGAACGACGGGCAUGUCAGGGCAUGGGAUGUGCUGACGGGCAAGAGCGUGGGAAAGGUGGACAUCAGCCCAGCCGGCAAACUUGUCAGUGUUGUCAAAUGGAGAGAAGGGAGCCAGGCGCAAGGGAGACAAGGCCUUUGGGCUGGCGGCGGUGUUGAAGGCGUCGUCAAGAUCUUUGCCAGCACUGACUAG